Molecule: messenger RNA, 984 nt
Organism: Anopheles coustani
Lineage: Eukaryota; Metazoa; Arthropoda; Insecta; Diptera; Culicidae
Product: fibroblast growth factor receptor 2-like
Exons: 4
Coding region: 1-984 (327 amino acids)
Source: RefSeq, a predicted model, not a curated record
AUGCACGCUCACGGCAACAGCAUCCAGAAAGUGCACAAACCGAGCAGCAGAAGCCCAGCAAUAAGCAACCAUACGAUGGCGUCCAGGCUGACCUGGUGCCCGUUGCUGGUGUGGCUUACGUUGGCCGCCAUCGUCCGGGCGGAGAACCACUGCAGCGAACAUCGGUACGAGCACUCGCUCAACACACACCAUCUGCAGUUUACGAAGGAAAUCCCCGACCGAGAGUACGGGGUGCUGCGGCAGUUUAAGAGCUUGCACUGCUGCGGUAAAGGAUACCGAAGCAUCGAAUGGUUCAAAAACAAUAAGCCCCACCCGUGGAGCAAGGACGUGUCGUCGUUCAUCGUGUACCCGGAAGCGGCCAACCAGACGAUCUACAGCCCGCGCCUGGAGGAGAACGACAUCGGCAACUACACGUGCAUUCUGCGCAACGAAACGCACGCCAUCAAGCACGAAAUCGAGCUCCGGCUACAAGAUAACAAACCGGACAACCCGAUGCCCACCUUCCGGCCGAAGGACAUGAUGGUGAGCGUGGGUGAAAGCGCUCGGUUCUACUGCGAGGCGUACGUCGGCAACCUGUACCUGCCCGAUGCGGCCAACGAGAUCGUCUGGAGCCAGAUGUUCGACGACGAUCCGCACAACGUCACCGACAGCGUCCAGGUGAACGUGACCAGAGAGGCAGGCCAAAUCAUUGGAUCGUACCUAUCGAUACCGAACAUCAAGGCACACCACUACGGCCGCUAUCGGUGCCAAAUCAUGUCCGGCAACUCGGCCCAAAAGCUCAACCUGAGCGUACUGCUCUCGCCGGUGGAAGUAACAACCAUCACGGAUUCGCAGCUGUCCGCGCUGGUGUACAUCAUGGCCACACUCCUCUUCGUGCUCGUUGUGCUCUUCGCCUGGAUCUGCCGAACGGUGCAGCAGCGUACGAGCGGCAAAAAGGAUAAUCGCUGUUCCGCUCAGUUCAUUGCCGAGCACGACAGUGUGUAA